GGAGCUGAUCGCAAAGGGCCGUACGUGUGCAUGUGUGCCACGACCCGCAUGGAGUGCGGAGCGUUCCCGUCGCUGCCGGGCAGCCCGCGAUCCCGGGGCUGUCUGAUCCCUGCGCGUAGGGCAGCUCGGUUUGUUUUCCGCUGGACUCUCUGCUUUGUAUCAAUGAUUUGUUCCUCUCCCUUUCAAUGGAGAGUGACAGUAUAGAUCAAUAAUGAGGACCAGCCCUCGCAGGCCCUUAAUUCUCAAAAGACGGAAACUGACCCUCCCACAGACGGAUGAAUCCAGCACUUCAGCAAGAGAUGAGAACAGAGGUCAGGAUGAAAAGACUCCCAAGCAGGAGCACAGCCAGGAGGACCAACACAACAGACAACCCCGAGACAAAAGGGACUGUGGCCUGCAGAAAUUCCCAGCGGGAAUAAAGAUAAUUGACCAUCCUACAAUGCCCAACACACAAGUGGUGGCCAUCCCUACAAAUGCUGAUAUCCAGAGCAUCAUAGAGGCACUGACAGCAAAAGGAAAAGAAUGUGGCAACAAUGGACCCAACAAGUUCAUCCUCAUUAGCAGUGGGGGCACAUCCCGUUCAGCAGGUCCAGCACCAUCACAGCACCUCCCAUCAGAGAAGAAAGCCAGUGCAGCAGUCAAGGCUGCAGAUGGUGCAGAAAGAGAGAAGAAUGUUACACAGACACCUGGUCUUGCCGGCGGGACAGCGCUCUGGCAUUCAGGAGCUGAUUCUGCGGGUGGACAGGAACAGGAGAGCAACAGCAGUGGUGAGACAAUGAGCUCUGUGUUGGACAAUAGUCUCACUAACAUCCAGUGGCUGGGGAAGAUGAGAUCUGAUGGGCUAAAUCCCUCUUCUGUGAAGCAAGACACAGAGAAGGAGAACCAAAUGCCUCUGCAGGAAAGAAUCAAGACUGAAGAAGAAGCUGCUGCUGCUAUUCCUACUGCUGCUGCAUCCUCAUCAUGGCAGGAUUCAGUGUCAGAACGACCUCCUUACUCCUACAUGGCCAUGAUCCAGUUUGCCAUCAACAGCACUGAGAAGAAGCGUAUGACUCUGAAGGACAUCUAUACCUGGAUUGAGGAUCAUUUCCCUUAUUUUAAACAUGUAGCUAAGCCAGGUUGGAAGAACUCCAUUCGGCACAACCUGUCCCUUCAUGAUAUGUUUGUCCGUGAGACAUCUGCUAAUGGUAAAAUCUCGUUCUGGACUAUUCACCCUGAUGCAAACCGUUGCCUAACAUUGGACCAGGUAUUUAAGCCGCUGGAAUUGGGGUCACCAACAUCGCCUGAAUGCUCUGAAUCACAGCAAAAGAAUCGUCUUCCAGAUACCCUGAAGAACGUGGGAAACAAAACUGAACCCCAGAAUUCACGCCGAAAGAUGAAGCCUUUGCUUCCCCGCGUCAACUCCUACCUGGUUCCAAUCCAGUUUCCUUUGAGUCAGCCUCUUGUCCUGCAGCCUUCUAUGAAGGUUCCUCUAUCCAUGGCACAGGGAGCAUCCCUUAACAGCUCAGAGACUUUGCAGAGCAAUAAGCGUGUGCGCAUUGCUCCAAAGAUGUCACUGUCUACAGAAGAGUCACCCUCUUUACCCACGGCUGCUGUCAAGGAAGAGGGUCAAUGUGAUGAGGGUUUAUUCUCCCCAGCCCAUUCCCUAAAGGAGAACAGCUCCCAGCCUGGUGAGGAAUUGGCUUCUUUCCCUGAAGGUGUCUGUAUAAAGGAGGAAGAAGGCUGUCAACUGGAUGACUGGCUGUCCCCAUUUGCCUCAACCAUAACGGUAAAGGAAGAGCCAGGCUUAUUCCUCCCAGACUCAUCCACAAAGGAGAAGAAACAGGUCACCACACUGAAGUCCCCACCUAGGGCUGUUUCUGACUCGUUAGUUAUAAAGAGGCGGGAAAGGCGGGAAAUGGGCAGAUCCAGGAGGAAACAACGUCUAGCACUGCCUUGCUCAGAAGAACCUGUCCUUGUUUUGCCAGAAAGCAACAGCUUUGACCCUUUUCGGUUAGCGGCAGACUGUCCCUUCCCACUGGAAAGCCAGCCUCUUGAACAGGUAUCACAGCUCAGCUGCUCGCAGGGAGAAGAAGGAGCCUUUAAAACACCAGUCAAGGAGAUCUUCGGCAAAUUGCCAGUUUCUUCCACUCCCAGCAAAGUCUCAGCCACUACUACCCCCUCUCUAGAGGGCCUUGACCUCUGGAAGUCUGCUUCCUUAGCCAAGGGAAGUCACGAGCUGGACUUCAGUCCAGUGAAAACCCUUCAGUUGCCAUUCACACCCCUCCAGGACAACCAGGACUUACUGGGUUUUAACAGCACACCCCUUAAAAAUCCGCUCUUUGAUUCUCCUCGGGAAUUUCUCAAUACAGAAUCCAGUGAUAUGGCUCAUGCCCCCCUCACAAGCUCUCCAGCGUUGGUUCGUGAGUCCGCUAAGCAAUCAUCUGCUGAACUGACAGCCUCUGGCUUUACUGAAAACCGGUCACUCAUGGAGGGCCUUAUCCUGGACACCAUGAAUGACAGUCUGAGCAAAAUCCUUCUGGAUAUCAGCUUUCCCGGUCUUGAGGAUGAAAAUUUAGGAACAGACAUUAGUUGGUCUCAGCUGAUACCUGAACUGAAGUAAACUGGCCUGAGGGCUGAAUUUGGCUUGUUCUGAUGUUACAGAAAGCACUCUACAUGUAUGGAUCUCAGAUGAGUAGUCUAAGACAACUCCUUUGACUAAUUUCCACAACAGGAAUAAUAAGAGGGUGUAACUGACUCCUGCUAAGCUGGGAGACAGGCCCAUCAGCUGCUAUGAGCUUCUUUUAUAAGAUGCUAUAGACUUUGUGUAGAACAAGGUAGAACUGCUCUAGCCUUGUGCUAGAGAUAAGAAUCCCUGGAGAGAGGUUAUCAAGAGAACAUCUAGAUAGGCCCUGAAUGGCAUUUGCUCCUCGGUAUCAGAGGAAAUGAACACACUCCUCAGUGUGUUCUCAGGAAAGAGCCUAAGAACCUCAUCCUAGCUCUAUCUUAAUUUCCUUUACUUUGUUCCCCUAUUACUUAGUAUCUUCUGUCUAGAUUUAAUGGGUGUAAAUACUGUACAUUCCUUAAAUUAGCCCUUAAUUAUAAGAAUAAUUUUAUUAUUGUAGGGUUACGGGAAUAUUUUGACUGGUAAGGGAUUGACCUAGAGUGUUGUCCGUAUGUUCCACACCUCCUGUAUUCUACCCUAAAUAAGACCUCAAAGUGAGAGGCGUGAAGUACUUAUGGAGAAGAGCUCACAUCAAGCCAUAUAGCUCUUUUGAUUCCAGAGUCCUAUUAUGUACCUGGAGGACUAGGUAGAGACACUGUUGCAGUAAGUUGGACGUCUAUUGAAUUGUUAAAGCUUCUAUCAUUACAGUCAUCAGUUGAAAAUGUAAAAAAGAACCUCUAAAGCGAAUGCUGAUAUUUCCACUGUAAAGUGACCUCUGAAAAUACAAGGUAUGUGUGUCUCGGUGCAGCAGAACAACUAUUCCCAGCUCUCUAGAACUUAUGUCAAAGUAGGAAAUUGCCAUGGAAAAGAUCUGAUCCUUCUGCUUUCAAAGAAAUGGUGAUUCCUGUAUCUACAUACUCAAUAAAGCUUCUGUGGGAACACA
This is a messenger RNA of Manacus vitellinus (golden-collared manakin), 3584 nucleotides long. RefSeq names its product forkhead box M1 (gene FOXM1). Gene Ontology annotation, molecular function: DNA-binding transcription factor activity; sequence-specific DNA binding. The record is from RefSeq and is a predicted model, not a curated record. Bases 212 to 2599 code for a protein of 795 amino acids. NCBI's taxonomy places the organism in Eukaryota, Metazoa, Chordata, Aves, Passeriformes, Pipridae. The transcript has 9 exons. Gene Ontology annotation, biological process: G2/M transition of mitotic cell cycle; regulation of DNA-templated transcription.